This is a messenger RNA of Vitis riparia (riverbank grape), 3089 nucleotides long. RefSeq names its product probable disease resistance protein At5g63020. The record is from RefSeq and is a predicted model, not a curated record. NCBI's taxonomy places the organism in Eukaryota, Viridiplantae, Streptophyta, Magnoliopsida, Vitales, Vitaceae. Gene Ontology annotation, molecular function: protein binding; ADP binding. The transcript has 3 exons. Bases 167 to 2836 code for a protein of 889 amino acids.
AUUCACUCUCAACUUGGUGCAUUCCCGUUGACCGCUUUCUAAUCCUUCCCCUUCCCUCUCUUCUCCUCCUUAAUUUCCCAAUAUCUGCAGACACAAGUCAUUCCUUUUCUCCUUCCAAUUUGUCUUUCUUCUUUCUGAUCUUCUCCUUAGAAUUUCUCAUACAUCAAUGGGAAACGUUUGCUCAGUCUCCAUUUCCAUCGAGGACAUCGCUCGCCGCUGCUGUGAUUGCAUUGCUGCUCGAGCAAAUUACAUAUGCAAGCUUCAAGAAAAUCGGGUUACUUUGAGAACAGAGCUUCAAAAGUUAAGGGCGUUGAGGAACGAUGUGAAGAGGAAGGUGGAUGUGGCUGAGAGGCAACAAAUGAAGCGUCUGGAUCAAGUGCAAGUCUGGCUUUCCAGUGUGGAAGAUAUGGAAACUGAAGUCACUCAACUGAUUGGAGAUGGUGCAGAGAACAUCGAGGAGAAACGAUUUUGUGGUAGCUGCUAUCCCAAGCAUUGCAUCUCCAGCUACACGUUGGGAAAAAAAGUGGUCAGGAAUCUACAAGAUGUGGCUAUUCUAAUGAGCGAAGGACGUAAUUUUGAGGUGGUGGCUGAUAUUGUACCUCCAGCUCCUGUGGAGGAAAUACCCAGCCGACCCACUGUGGGCUUGGAAUCAACAUUUGACAGAGUUUGGAGGUGUCUCGGAGAAGAACAUGUGGGGAUGAUCGGCUUAUAUGGGUUGGGGGGCGCUGGGAAGACCACCCUCUUGACCCAAAUCAACAAUCAUUUCCUUAAAACAUCCCACAAUUUUGAUGUCGUAAUUUGGGUAGUGGUUUCCAAAACUCCGAAUCUAGACGAGGUUCAGAACGAGAUUUGGGAGAAGGUGGGAUUCUGUGAUGAUAAAUGGAAAAGCAAAAGCCGCCAUGGCAAAGCCAUAGACAUCUGGAAAGCCUUGAGCAAAAAGAGGUUUGUGAUGUUGUUGGAUGACAUGUGGGAGCAAAUGGAUCUGUUAGAAGUGGGCAUUCCAUCUCCUGACCAACAAAAUAAGUCCAAGCUGAUAUUCACCACUCGAUCUCAGGACUUGUGCGGCCAAAUGGGAGCUCACGAGAAGAUUCAAGUGAAAUCUUUAGCAUGGAGGGAUUCGUGGGAUUUGUUUAAAAAAUAUGUGGGAGAGGACACCCUUAAUUCUGAUCCACAAAUCCCUGAGCUAGCUGAAAUUGUUGCUCGAGAGUGUUGCGGUUUGCCACUGGUGAUAAUUACCAUAGGGCGAGCCAUGGCUUCUAAAGUGACACCCCAAGAUUGGAAGCAUGCAAUUAGAGUACUACAAACAUCUGCAUCAAAAUUUCCAGGUAUGGAGGACCCAGUGUACCCACGUUUGAAAUACAGCUAUGAUAGUUUGCCCACCAAAAUAGUUCAAUCUUGCUUCUUAUAUUGUUCUUUAUUCCCAGAAGAUUUUUCCAUAGAUAAAGAAGCUUUGAUAUGGAAAUGGAUUUGUGAGGGAUUUUUAGAUGAAUAUGAUGACGUGGAUGGAGCCAAAAAUCAGGGAUUCAACAUUAUCAAUACCCUCAUUCAUGCAUGUCUACUUGAGGAACCUUUAGAUACUAAUUAUGUAAAAUUGCAUGAUGUGAUACGUGAUAUGGCCUUGUGGAUAACUGGUGACACGGGGGAGAUGAAGGGCAAGUUUUUGGUACAAACAAGCGCCGGUUUAACCCAAGCCCCUGAGUUUGUCAAAUGGACGACGGCAGAAAGGAUUUCACUGAUGCAAAACCGAAUUAAGAAGUUAAUAGGAUCACCCACAUGCCCCAAUCUCUCGACACUUCUUUUGGAUUCGAAUAGGCCUUUGAAUGUGAUAAGCGAUGCUUUUUUUCAAUUUAUGCCCAAUCUAAGAGUGUUGAGCUUAAAUGGCACCAAUAUAAUUGAGUUACCAUCAGAUAUUUCUAAUUCGGUUUCAUUGCAAUAUCUUGAUUUAUCCUGGACAAGGAUAUUGAGGUUUCCAGUUGGGAUGAAGAAUCUCGUAAAAUUGAAGAGAUUGGAGUUGGCCUGUACAGAUGAACUGUCUUCAAUUCCACGAGGACUAAUAUCAAGUCUUUCAAUGCUGCAAACAAUCAACUUGUACCGUUGUGGAUUCAAACCAGAUGGUAAUGAGUCAUUGGUAGAGGAAUUGGAGAGUUUAAAAUACUUGGUCGAUUUACGUAUCACCAUAGUAAGUGCCUGUGUGUUCGAGAGAUUUUUAAGUUCCAGAAAGUUACGGAGUUGCACUCAUGGAAUCUGCCUCAGGAUUUUCAAAGGUUCAAUCUCAUUUAAUGUAUCAUCUCUUGAAAAUAUAAAGCAUCUCAAUUCGUUUUGGAUGGAAUAUUGUGAUACUUUGAUUAAGUUUGAUUGGGCUGAGAAAGGAAAGGAAACAGUGGAUUAUAGCAAUCUUAACCCAAAGGUCAAAUGCUUCAAUGGCCUUGAGACUGUGACCAUCCUUGGAUGCCGGAUGUUGAAGAAUCUGACAUGGCUUAUUUUUGCCCCAAAGCUCAAAUAUCUUGAAAUAGCACUUUGUCAACAAAUGGAAGAAGUGAUAGGAAAAGGUGAAGAGGAUGGAGGAAAUCUGAGCCCAUUCACAAAUCUCAUAGAAGUACGAUUACUUCAGCUACCACAACUGAAGAGUAUGUACUGGAAUCCCCUGCCCUUUCUUUACCUGGAGAGAAUUAUAGUAGCUCGCUGUCCGAAGCUGAAGAAGCUGCCACUCAACUCCAACAGUGCCAGGGAACGUAGAGUUAUGAUUGAAGGAGAGGAAAAGUGGUGGAAUGAGUUAGAAUGGGAGGAUGAAGCUACUCUAAAUACUUUCCUUCCCAAUUUCCAAGCAAUAUUAUAAUAAGGGGCUAAGGAUUUGAAGGAAUGACAAAUGUUUGGGUGUUUGUUGUGGAUGUGAGGUAGGCCCUGGAUGUUCAUAACUCGAUACCAAUGGUUUUAAUAUUCCUUUUUUCCAAGACUUUUUUUUUUCUUUUCUUUUUUUUUUUUUUCUUUUUUUGGCUAAUUAAUAUUUAUGAAAUUUAUUGAGAUUAUUGUUUCAAGUUUUUUUUUCCAAGCUUAAUCUUAGUACGAGGGUAAUCUCUAGUUCUGCCAUA